AUGACAUCUCUUCAAAUCCACAAACCACAUCAACCAGAAUUAGUUCAACAUGAUUCAUCUAUUCUCGACCUUGCAUUUGCAAUUGACUGUACGGGUUCAAUGGGACCUUACAUAGUUAGUGCAAAGAAUAAUAUUCGCUCAAUUGUUGAAAAAAUCACCGCAAGCGAAAAGAGUGAUAUUCGCUUGGCACUUGUCGAAUACAGAGAUCAUCCACCACAAGAUCAGACUUUUGUUACACGUGUACAUGAUUUUACUAGCAAAGUAGAUGAAAUGAAAGAUUGGCUGAAAAAUUGUGAAGCUGAUGGCGGUGGUGAUAUACCAGAGGCAGUUGCUGAUGCCCUUGAUGCAGUGCUCAAACUAUCAUGGCGUAUUAAAUAA
This is a messenger RNA of Rotaria sp. Silwood1, 378 nucleotides long. Lineage: Eukaryota; Metazoa; Rotifera; Eurotatoria; Philodinida; Philodinidae. The record is from the annotation of a GenBank genome assembly.